CGGGGGCUUCUUUUCCCCCUUUGCCGGGCUAGACAGCCUUGGCUCCACGGAAAAGUACCAAAUCUAAAAAAUUGCGGAAAACAGGCCCAAAUUCUGAAAAAAAAAAAAAAAAAGUUGUUUCUGAGCGAACCGUCCAGCCCGCGGUGGUACGGUAUGACUUGAACAAUCGCUCCCCCUUCUUCCCUCUUCGAUCUUGCUCAGCGCAAGGUGGGUAGGAAGGUUGGGUAGUUCGCUGCUGCGGCGCUAGGAACGGAGUGCGGGUAGAAUCAGGCGGUCGCCAUGGCUCCUCCACAGAGCAAAGAGAAGAAGAUCGUGGACGCGAAGACGAAGGCGGUGAACGCCGCGAAAGCUUUGAAGAAGGUUGUGACGAAGAAGCAGCGGAAACGCCGGACGUCCGUCGUCUUUCAUCGUCCCAAAACUCUCAAGCGCGCAAGAAACCCUAAGUACCCUCUCCACUCCGCGCCUCGGCGCAAUCAUCUUGACCACUUCCAAGUGCUCAAGUACCCUCUCACGACUGAAUCGGCCAUGAAGAAAAUCGAAGACAACAACACGCUUGUGUUUAUUGUCGACGUGAGAGCCAACAAGAAAAUGAUUUCCGACGCUGUGAAGAGGAUGUACGAUAUCCAGUGCAAGAAAGUCAACACGCUUAUCCGGCCGGACGGACAGAAGAAGGCUUACGUGCGAUUAACGCCGGAUUACGAUGCGCUGGACAUCGCGAACAAGAUCGGUAUCAUCUAAAAAAUGAGAGAGAAUGGGAGAGCAAGAUGGGGGGAUAGGAAGGAGAUGCCUGCGAAAUCAGGGAUGCAAUCCACGAAGCUGGAGGCCGACGUGGGAGCUGAAGUUCUGUGUCGUUGAGAGCCUAAGUUUGGGUCGCAGAGAUACGCGCGUUCGUUCCGGCGGUGGGAGCAAGGGAGUCCGUUGCCCGCUACUGCCGCCAAUCCUGUAUCUGGCAAGCCAGCGACGUGUCCAGGGUAGUUUGGAAAUUGUAUUUAGGGUUUGGAGGAUGAAAGUGAAAGUGCUAGAUGCGGAUGGCAGUGUGUGAGAAAGACAGUCGGCUGUGCGAUCUACUCUGUUGCUGUGAUGAUUAGUGACAAGAACGUGAGAGGAUUGUCGAAAUCUUAAGCUGGACAUUCCUUUUUCGGGAACCUUAGUCCCGAUCCAUUGGUGGGUUUCCCAACGGUUUUUUAGGUGGAAAGGGUGGUUGCCUCGUUUCCAAAGAGCUUCUGGAUUCUUCGCGUACUGGCUCUCACUUCACGGACCUUCUCAGAGCAAUCUUUGCUGUAAUUCAUGUCUGGUAUGAAGACAUCAUGUGUCUUGUCUUUGCCCUCGAUUAAAUGUGCUGCGUUUUUUUGUCCAGGGUUUGAAUCCCUCUUUUUUACGCCAGUCGUUUGUGCUGUACGAUGUCAGUGUUAGGCCUGUAUUUGCCCCCCAAUCACAUGUAUCGACUUCACGGAUCUUCUCAGAGCAAUCUUUGAUGUAGUUCAUGAUCUGGUAUGUUGGCAUCAUGUCUCUUGUCAUGCCCUCAAUCAAAUGUGAUGCGCGGUUUUGUCGAGGGUUUGAAUCCCUCUUUUUCACGUCAGUCGUUUGUGCUGUACGAUGUCAUUGUUAUGCCUGUAUUUGCCCCCAAUCAAAUGUACUGGAUGCA
Chara braunii is the source of this 1645-nucleotide messenger RNA. Lineage: Eukaryota; Viridiplantae; Streptophyta; Charophyceae; Charales; Characeae. The record is from the annotation of a GenBank genome assembly.